AUUUUGCUACAUUUGUUGUGUAAAAUCUUACUAGAUAUUCCUGAUGAGCUUAUUUGUGCUCUUAUGCUUGAGAGCAGGAUAUUUGUAAAUCAUUAGUUAGAAAUUUAGAGUUAUUAGGGAGAGUAUUAGAUUCUGACUACUGUAGAAUGGUAGGAGUGUAGGAUGACCGAAAAAAUGCUGGGGAUACUGAGGAUAGGGCUGCAGAAUCAACAGUUUAUACAUCUGGAUCUUAGCCUAAUCGAUAAUCACUAUCUUGUUAGACCCUUGGUUUUGGUGUUGACAUGAAUGGUUCAAACCUCAUACAUGCUAAGCAUUGUUAGGAAAAAAGAAGCAACAUUUUAGGCAUUUAAGUUCAAUUAUUUCUAAAGGAGAACUUGAAGAGGAGGCUGGUGAUAAGAUUGAGUAAGUUGAAGUUUAUGUUCAAUCAUCUUUGUAUGACAAAAUGGAAAAGGAAAAGGACAAGAAAUGAGGUUAUUCAAUUAGAACAUAAAGGUGGCACUCAUGAUGGAGAAAUUGAGAGAACAAUUGGAUGGUUUAUUGUGUGUAAUUUAUACAUAGGGAUUGCUUAUGUGCGAAAGAGUGAUCUGGUAGAAAGGAUAGAGUGAUAGUGGGAGGUCAAAGAUUGUGUGAUUGAUUUAGUAAAAAAGAGUUCAAUGAAUGGAAUGGAGAAAAAGAAUUCACCUUGAUGAUUCUUAACUAGUCUGGGAUUAGAGCAUGGUAUAGUGGAGUUCAUUGUUUAACAUAUGGAUUAUGGAGCAUGCUUCACAGUGUUAGAAGUCUUUAUGAAUUGAUAAAAGCAUGUUAUCUUU
Messenger RNA from Rubroshorea leprosula, 809 nucleotides. NCBI's taxonomy places the organism in Eukaryota, Viridiplantae, Streptophyta, Magnoliopsida, Malvales, Dipterocarpaceae. The record is from the annotation of a GenBank genome assembly.